AUGGUACAGAUCAGCGAGGUCAAGAGCCAUGGGCGCGACAAUCGCACCUCGGCCCACACCCACAUCAAGGGCCUCGGGCUGAAGCUCGAUGGAACUGCAGACAAGCAGGCAGCAGGCUUCGUAGGCCAGCAGACUGCGCGAGAAGCAGCCGGUGUCGUCGUUGACCUUGUUCGAGCGCACAAGCUUGCGGGCCGCGGAGUUCUACUUGCUGGAGGACCUGGUACCGGAAAGACAGCCCUUGCCCUUGCCAUAAGCCAGGAACUUGGAACGAAAAUCCCCUUCUGCCCUAUUGUCGGUAGCGAGAUCUACUCCUCGGAGGUCAAGAAGACAGAGGUAUUGAUGGAGAACUUCCGCCGCGCGAUUGGACUGAAAGUACGGGAGACAAAAGAGGUUUACGAAGGCGAAGUCACAGAGCUCACACCUGAAGAGGCGGAGAACCCCUUGGGAGGCUAUGGCAAGACAAUCUCCACGCUCUUGAUUGGACUCAAAAGCGCAAAGGGUCAGAAGAAGUUGCGUUUGGAUCCCAGUAUCUACGAGGCGAUUCAGAAGGAGAGGGUGACAGUGGGCGAUGUCAUCUACAUUGAGGCAAACACAGGCGCGUGCAAACGCGUUGGACGAUCCGAUGCAUACGCGACAGAGUUCGACCUGGAAGCCGAGGAGUAUGUACCGAUUCCGAAGGGAGAGGUUCACAAAAAGAAAGAAAUUGUUCAAGACGUCACACUACACGAUCUGGAUGUGGCAAACGCCCGGCCUCAGGGUGGCCAGGACAUCAUGUCGAUGAUGGGUCAACUCAUGAAGCCAAAAAUGACUGAGGUCACCGACAAGCUGCGUGGCGAAAUCAACAAGGUCGUCAGCAAAUACAUUGAGCAAGGCGUGGCGGAGUUGGUCCCUGGAGUUCUUUUCAUUGACGAGGCGCACAUGCUCGAUGUUGAGUGCUUCACCUACCUAAACCGAGCUUUGGAGCAGUCAAUUUCGCCAAUCGUUGUGCUCGCCUCGAACCGUGGCAUGGCAACUAUUCGCGGUACUGAUGACAUCGUUGCCGCACAUGGCAUCCCGCCCGACUUCCUAGCUCGUCUCCUCAUCAUCCCCACAACGCCGUAUGAUGCCGAAGAGAUCCAGAGGAUCGUUCGCAUUAGAGCGGCAACGGAAGGCUUGACGAUUACGGAUGCUGCUAUUGGCAAGAUUGCAGAGCAUGGUGUUCGGAUCAGCCUGCGAUACUGCCUGCAGAUAUUGACCCCGGCAAGUAUUCUGGCACGGGUCAACGGUCGCAGUCAAAUAGACGUGCAGGACGUUGCGGAAUGUGAGGAUCUGUUCCUCGACGCUCGGCGUAGCGCGGCCCUUCUCAGUGGUGAGACAGGGCACAGCUUCCUCCCAUGA
Phaeoacremonium minimum UCRPA7 is the source of this 1377-nucleotide messenger RNA. RefSeq names its product putative tbp-interacting protein. The transcript is spliced from 4 exons. The record is from RefSeq and is a predicted model, not a curated record. Gene Ontology annotation, biological process: chromatin remodeling; regulation of transcription by RNA polymerase II; box C/D snoRNP assembly. Gene Ontology annotation, molecular function: ATP binding; ATP hydrolysis activity; DNA helicase activity. NCBI's taxonomy places the organism in Eukaryota, Fungi, Ascomycota, Sordariomycetes, Togniniales, Togniniaceae. Gene Ontology annotation, cellular component: Ino80 complex; Swr1 complex; NuA4 histone acetyltransferase complex. The coding region runs from base 1 to 1377 and encodes 458 amino acids.